Messenger RNA from Symphalangus syndactylus (siamang), 6679 nucleotides. It is a transcript of the gene ZNF562, whose product is annotated as zinc finger protein 562. NCBI's taxonomy places the organism in Eukaryota, Metazoa, Chordata, Mammalia, Primates, Hylobatidae. Gene Ontology annotation, biological process: regulation of transcription by RNA polymerase II. Gene Ontology annotation, molecular function: DNA-binding transcription factor activity, RNA polymerase II-specific; RNA polymerase II cis-regulatory region sequence-specific DNA binding. The record is from RefSeq and is a predicted model, not a curated record.
CUGCUUGAGGGGCCAGGAGAUAGCAGGGGGGCGGCAAAGGAAGGAUUGGGCGUGGUCGCCCAGGAGCCUCUCAGAUCCGCCUCGUUUCACUCGCUUUUCCAGGGGCUGUCCGUCCUCCUGGUGCGGCCUCUGGCCACUUCCGAGAGGCCGCACACUCCGUCUGUCCCCGUCGGGAGCCGCGUUGGGAAGUGUGUUUGUCCCGCCUCCGCUGGGUGUUUUCUUGAGUACUUUCAUCCGCUGUGCUCCUAUCUUGAAAAGCUUGGAAAGCAACUUUUCUGAGUUUUUUUCUUUCCGAAAGGAAAAGGAUUUCUGCCGUUCUGGUGAGGUUGGCUGUGGCCCCACAUUCUCCCUCGUCUGGAACCUAUCUCUUCCGGCAUGUUCCUGGUGAGCACCGGCAGAAAAAUGGUUUCAAGAGGGCUGUGACUUCCAUUUAUUUGCUAAAAAAUGUCUCAUCUGAGAAUCUGGCGUUGUCUUGAUGUCCUUUACUUUUUUUUUUUUUUUUUUUGAUUUGGAGUCUUACUCUGUCACACACACUAGAGUACAGUGGCACGAUGUUGGCUCACUGCAACUUUCACCUCCCGGGUUCAAGUGAUUGUUAGAUAUGAGUUUUAAAUUUCUUUUUAAAGAAUCAAUAGGACCUCAGAUAACCCUGUACAAAGAGGAAUGCAGAUUGCCUCUAUCCACCUAGAUUCAUAAGCUGCCUUGUGGCGAUCUUGGCAUCAAGAAAGAGAGCAUUGAGGCACAUCUCGCAAUCAGCUUCAGAGGAUGUCAGCCAUUGACUUGUCCUUUGGGUUUUUUUCCAGGGAACCAAUCUGCCCUUUUGAAGAAAAGACAAAGAUAGGAACGAUGGUGGAGGACCACCGGUCAAAUUCUUACCAGGAUUCAGUGACGUUUGAUGAUGUGGCUGUGGAGUUCACCCCAGAGGAGUGGGCUUUACUGGACACAACUCAGAAAUACCUCUACAGAGAUGUGAUGCUGGAGAACUACAUGAACCUGGCCUCUGUGGAUUUCUUUUUCUGCUUAACUUCAGAAUGGGAAAUACAACCUAGAAUCAAACGGUCAUCACUUCAGCAGGGUUUUUUGAAGAAUCAGAUAUUCACUGGGAUACAAAUGCAGACAAGAAGCUACAGUGGAUGGAAACUCUGUGAGAAUUGUGGUGAGGUCUUCAGUGAACAGUUUUGCCUUAAGACACACAUGAGAGCUCAGAAUGGAGGGAACACUUUUGAGGGUAAUUGUUAUGGAAAAGACAUCCUCAGUGUGCACAAGGAAGCCUCUAUUGCACAGGAACUUUCCAAAUUUAAUCCAUGUGGAAAAGUCUUCACCUUAACUCCAGGCCUUGGUGUACAUCUUGAAAUUCUCAAUGGAAGACAACCCUACAAAUGUAAGGAAUGUGGAAAAGGCUUUAAGUAUUUUGCAAGCCUUGAUAAUCACAUGGGAAUCCACAUUGGAGAGAAACUCUGUGAAUUUCAGGAAUGUGAGAGAGCCAUCACACCUUCCUCACACCUAAAGCAGUAUGUAACAGUUCAUACUGGAAAGAAAUCCGAAAAGACUAAGAACUGUGGGAAAUCCUUCACUAAUUUUUCUCAACUUUCUGCACAUGCAAAAACUCAUAAAGGAGAGAAGUCCUUUGAAUGUAAAGAAUGUGGAAGAUCCUUUAGAAAUUCCUCAUCCUUUAAUGUUCACAUUCAAAUUCACACUGGAAUAAAACCACACAAAUGUACGGAAUGUGGGAAAGCCUUCACUAGAUCAACUCACCUUACUCAACAUGUAAGAACUCACACUGGAAUAAAACCCUAUGAAUGUAAGGAAUGUGGCCAAGCCUUCACUCAAUACACGGGCCUUGCUAUACACAUACGAAAUCACACUGGAGAGAAACCCUAUCAGUGUAAGGAAUGUGGGAAAGCCUUCAAUAGAUCCUCAACCCUUACUCAACAUAGAAGAAUUCACACAGGAGAGAAGCCUUAUGAAUGUGUUGAAUGUGGGAAGACCUUCAUUACUUCUUCCCAUCGUAGUAAACAUUUGAAAACUCACAGUGGAGAAAGGUAAAUGCAAGAUAUGUGGGAAAGAAUUUCUGUAUUCCUCACCCCACCUGUGAACUCAUACCAGACAGAAACCCUUUGUAUGUAAAGAAUGUGGGAAAGCAUUUGCUGUUUCCUCGUGCCUAAGUAUGUAUGAAAGAAUUCACACUGGGGAGAAAUCCUAUGAAUGUAAGGAUACGCGUGUUGUUACCAUUUAGCCCAUUCAUUGCCAUCUUUAAUUAUUGGCAGUGCAAAGAUCAUCAGAUUUGUCCUAAAUGCCUUUUGGAGGUUAUAAUGGCUCAUGGAUUGGCCUUAGAUGCCAUCCUAAGGGUCUGAAAUUAAACCUACAGGUUCUGAAUACAGCUUCAUGGUUGCCUGAGUCUGGGCAUCUGUGAAGAAGGGUCAUGGAUGGUGAGGUCAGUACUGCAGGCUGCCUCACCUUGGUGAUUAGAUUCCUAAGAUCUUAGCAUUAACAAGUUCUGCAUGAGAUAAAUCAUGCAGAUUGAUCCUAGCCCGUUAGUUAGUGGCUGCCAGUGUGGCACAUUCAUGUCAAAAUUUACCAGAAGCCAAGAUUAUGUAGGCCCCAGAGGUGGAUUGUUAAAAAGAUGCUCCUCCAAGGUUCUCUUCUGUUCCCAUGGAUCCUGCAGAGCAUGUCAGGAAUGAAACCAUCCAUAACUGCCAAUGCCCUUUCACAGCUGAGUAUUUCUGUGUCCCCUUCUUGUAAAAUAAGAAGUGUGACAACCUUGCCUGUUCUGUCUUCUCUGUCCAUUUUAGGUGGCACAGCGUAAGUGGCAGUGUCUCUUCUGGUAUAAUCCAGUCUCUCUUCUCAUUUCUGUUAAGAUGGCUGAUAUACUCCAUGAAUCCCACUCAUGAUCUCUUUAUCAAAUGAUUGUUCAGCCACACUUUGAGGAUUCUCUUCAGUACAAGUUUUCUAAUUUUUGCAUUUUGGAUAGGCUGAGAAUUUUCCAAAUCUCCAAGUUCUGGUUCCUUUUUCCUUAACAAUUUCUUCUGCAGUUCAGGUUUCCUCUUUUGCAUUUUUGCCGAGACCAGCUGGGUCGUGGAGACCCUAACCCAGCCGCUCUAGAGGAAUUAAGACAAAGACACAGAAAUAGAGUGCAGAGUGGGAAUCGGGGCUGACAGCCUUCAGAGCUGAGCUUGAACAGAGUUUGACCCACAUAUUUAUUGACAGUAAGCCCGUGAUGAACAUUACUUCUAUAGAUUAUAGAUUAGCUAAAAGUAUUCCUUACGGGAAAGAAAGGGACAGGCUCUGGCUUGUUAUCUGCAGCAGGAACAUGUCCUUAAGGCACAAAUCACUCAUGCUAUUGUUUGUGGUUUAGGAAUGCCUUGAGCAGUUUUCCAGUUUUCUGCCCUGGGUGGGCCAGGUGUGCCUUGCCCUCAUUCUGGUAAACCAGCAAUCUCCAGCAUGGGUGUCAUAGCCAUCACGAACAUGUCACAGUGCUGCAGAGAUUUUGUUUAUGGCCAGUUUCUUAUGGCCUGUUUAUGGCCAGAUUUGGGGGGCCUGUUCCCAGCACAUUUUUCUGUAAGCAGUCAAGAAGAAUGAAGCUUCCUGUGUCCUUUAACACUUUAAUUACAGAUCUUAGUGAUACAUACCGAGUUUUAUCUCUCUCAAGCUCUAUCUUCCACAAAGUGCUAGAAUACAGUUCUGCCAAGUUUUUCACCACUUUAUAUCAAGGGUUAUCUUUUCUUCAUUUCCCAAUAGAAUGUUCCUUGUUCCCCAAUGACAUCUCACCAGAAUCACCCUUACCAACCUUAUUUCCAGCUUGCACAUCAGAAUUUUUCCAGCCUCUACUCAUUUGUCAGUUUCAAAGCUGCUUAACAUUUUUAGUUUUUUUGUUUGUUUUUAAUUGCAGUACCUCACUUCUCAGUACCAAAAUCUGCCUUAGUCAGCUCAGGCAACCAUAACAGAAUACCACAGACCAAAUGGCUUACAAAUUAAAUUUUAAAUCAAUGAGGUAAAAAACACAGAAUUUUUUUUUUUUUGAGAUGGAGUUUCGCUCUUGUUGCCUGGGCUGGAGUGCAAUGGGAUGAUCUUGGCUCACUGCAACCUCCGCCUCCGAGUUCCAGCAAUUCUCCUUCCUCACCCUCAGUAGCUGGGAUUAUUGGCAUGCACCACAAACCUUGGCUAAGUUUGUGUUUUUAUUAGAGACAGGGUUUCCCCAUGUUGGUCAGGCUGAUCUCCAUGUUGGUCAGAUCUGACCUUAGGUGAUCCACCUGCCUUGGCCUCUCAAAGUGCUGGGAUUACAGGCCUGAGCCACCGUAUCUGGCCCAAAACACAAAUUUAUAUUCUCACAUAUCUGGAGGCUGGAAGUCAGAUCAGAGUGCCAGCAUUGUCAACCUCUAGUGAGAGCUCUCUUCCUGGCAUGUAAGUGCCCACUUCCUCAUGUCUUCACACGAUGGAGACCAACAAAUAGGUCAGUCCGUCUCCCCCCUCCCCACCCCCUUCUCUUUUCACAUACAGUCACAUUGGGGUUUGGAGCUUCAUAUGAAAUUUGGGGGGUCACUAUAUGUAUAUAUAUACGUAUAUAUGUACGUAUAUACGUAUAUACGUGUAUAUACGUAUAUACACGUAUAUAUAUAUGUGUGUGUAUGUAUAUAUAUACACCCAACUCCUAAAGUGGAAAACUAAGUCAUUAUUUACAGAUUAUCUAAUUCUCUAUGUGGAAAGAGAAAAGAAUCAUAUUAAGUACUUUGGACUGUACAAUGACCCCCAAAAUUCAUAUAAUGAUGAGGCUCUCUCUAAAUAUUUUCUUGCUUUACUGGACUGAUUUCAACCUGCAGUGCAACACCAUCUAAAAGUAGUAAUACCAGCAUACUUGUCUUUGCAGUUCUGGUGAGAUAUGCACUCCGUUUUAUUGACUUGGCUAUAGGUUUUUAUUUCUUUUUUAUUUUUUGAAAAAGUUAUGUCCUAUCAGGGAAUCUGCCCCAAUAUUCAUGUAGGUUCUUUUCUAUUUUCCCUAAGUGUUGGCCAGCUUGAGAAAUAAAGGGACAGAGUACAAAAGAGAGAAAUUUUAAAGCUGUGCGUCCGGAGGAGACAUCACAUGUCGGUAGUUUCUGUGAUGCCCCCCAAGCCGCAAAAUCCAGCUAGUUUUUAUUAGGGAUUUUCAAAAGGGGAGGGAGUGUGCAAAUAGGUAUGGGUCACAGACAUCAAGUACUUUACAAGGUAAUAGAAUAUCACAAGGCAAGUGGAGGCAGGGUGAGAUCACAGGACGGAGGCGAAAUUAAAAUUGCUAAUGAAGUUUUGGGCACCAUUGUCAUUGAUAACAUCUUAUCAGGAGACAGGGUUUUGAGAUCAACCGGUCUGAACAAAAUUUAUUAGGCGGGAAUUUCCUCUUCCUGAUAAGCCUGGGAGCGCUAUGGAAGACUGGGGUCUGUUUCACCCCUGCAGUCUUGACCAUAAGAGACGGCUAUGCCCGGGGGGCCAGUUCAGAGACCCACCCCCAGGUGUGCAUUCUCUUUCUCAGGGAUGUUGCUCACUGAGAAAAAGAAUUCAGUGAUAUUUCUCCCAUUUGCUUGUGAAAGAAGAGAAAUAUGGCUCUGUUCCACCCGGCUCACCGGGCGGUCAGAGUUUAAGGUUAUCUGUCUUGUUUCCUAAACAUUGCUGUUAAAUCCUGUUCUUUUUUCAAGGUGCCCAGAUUUCAUAUUGCUCAAACACGUGCUGUACAAUUUGUGCAGUUAAUGCAAUUAUUACAGGGUCCUGAGGCAAUAUACAUCCUCCUCAGCUGACAGGAUUAAGAGAUUAAAGACAGGCAUAGGAAAUCACAAGGGAAGUGAUUGGGGAAGUGAUAAGUGUCCAUGAAAUCUUACAAUUUAUGUUUGGAGAUUGCAGUAAAGACAGGCAUAAGAAAUUAUAAAAGUAUUAAUUUGGGGAACUAAUGAAUGUCCAUGAAAUGUUCAAAUCCACGUUCUUCUGCCAUGGCUUCAGCCGGUCCCUCCGUUUGGGGUCCCUGACUUCCCGCAACAAUGUCCUGCAGGAAAAGUUUUUUCUUUAUAUCCAGUUUUUACAUGAUGAAUGAUUUCCCAAUAUUUCAUAAUUUAUGAGGCUGAAUUCCUCUUGAAUUUAUUAAAUACUACCUGUGCAUCCUCUGUGAUGAUCAUGUUUAUUUACUGAUAAUACCUAGAACUGCACCUAGCUCAUGAUGGUACCUAAUAAAUACUUCAAUGAAAUGAUGUGGUGAUGCAUGCCUAUAGUUUUAGCUACUUGGGAGGAUGGCCUGAGCCCAGGAGUUCUAGACCAGCUUAGGCAACAUGGCAAGACCCCAUCUCAAAAAAAAAAAAAAAAACAAAAAAAAACUUGAAGAAGUGAAUGCAUGGAAGGGCGCUUUUCUAAAAUAAAUGUGGUCAGGCUGGGUGUGGGGGUCAUGCCUGUAAUCCCAGCAGUCUGGGAGGUGGGCAUGGGCAGAUCAUUUGAGGUCACGAGUUCGAGACCAGCCCGGCCAACAUGGUGAAACCCCAUCUCUACUAACAAUACAAAAAUUAGCUGGGUGUGGUGACAUGCACCUGUAAUCCCAGCUACUUGGGAGGCUGAAGCAGGAGAAUUGCUUGAACCCGGGAGGUGGAGGUUACAUUGAGCUGAGAUUGCACCACUGCACUCCAUGCUGGGUGACAGAGUGAGACUGUCAAAAAUAAAUAAAUUAAAUAAA